Molecule: messenger RNA, 570 nt
Organism: Myotis lucifugus (little brown bat)
Lineage: Eukaryota; Metazoa; Chordata; Mammalia; Chiroptera; Vespertilionidae
Gene: CD70
Product: CD70 molecule
Exons: 3
Coding region: 1-570 (189 amino acids)
Biological process (GO): tumor necrosis factor-mediated signaling pathway; immune response
Cellular component (GO): extracellular exosome; plasma membrane
Molecular function (GO): tumor necrosis factor receptor binding
Source: RefSeq, a predicted model, not a curated record
AUGGAGAUGGCGGAGGAAGGCUAUGCCCGCCGGCUGCGCCACCUGCUCGUGGCGCCUGUUCUGCGGGUGGUUUUACCGCUGUCUUUUCUCGGCCUGAUAAUCUUCUGCGUCCUAUGCUGCUGGCUCCCGGCACAGCAGCAGAUGCUCCAGCCACCUGAGUGCGACGUAGCUGAGCUCCAGCGACUGCGGCAGGACCCCAGGCUGCACUGGCAGGGGGGCCCAGCACUGGGCCGCUCCUUCCUGCACGGACCACAGCUGGACAACGGGCAGCUGCGUGUCCAGCGCGAUGGCAUCUAUAGGCUGCACAUCCAGGUGACACUAACCAACUGCUCCUCCUCGGUGAAGAGCCUUGUGUCCCGCAGGGCCGUCCUGGCGGUGGGCAUCUGCUCCCCAGCGGCGCGCAGCGUCAGCCUGCUUCGUCUCAACUUCCACCUAAGCUGCACUGUCUCCUCCCAGCGCCUGACGUACCUGGCCCACGGGGACACCCUCUGCACCAACCUUACUCUGCCUCUGCUGCCAUCCCAAAAUUCUGAUGAGACUUUUUUUGGGGUUCAGUGGGUGCACCACUGA